Messenger RNA from Aspergillus niger, 318 nucleotides. RefSeq lists its product as hypothetical. The record is from RefSeq and is a predicted model, not a curated record. The transcript has 3 exons. The coding region runs from base 1 to 318 and encodes 105 amino acids. Lineage: Eukaryota; Fungi; Ascomycota; Eurotiomycetes; Eurotiales; Aspergillaceae.
AUGAGUAUAGCGACAAUGUUCUGGCCCCCAGAGUCCAUUGCUACCAGCACUCACCUGGAUAUCUUGCGCAAGGAGCUCAGUGAGACUAGUAUUUUUCAUGCUCUCGCCAGUUUAGAGUGGAAUUCUAUCCUAUGUGACUUGACUAAGAAUAAUGCCGUCGCUUUCUUGUUUCUGAAAAUCAACCAAGACGAUCUGAAAGAUAAACAAUGCAUCAGACUGACAGCAGCAAGAGCAUGCAGCAAGGGGACUGGAGAGAUGCGCAUGCAGCGUCCAGCCGGUGAUAUCCAUCAGACAGGCAGGAAGGAGAAUUUGGGAUGA